Molecule: messenger RNA, 378 nt
Organism: Lottia gigantea (owl limpet)
Lineage: Eukaryota; Metazoa; Mollusca; Gastropoda; Lottiidae
Exons: 2
Coding region: 1-378 (125 amino acids)
Biological process (GO): caveola assembly
Cellular component (GO): caveola
Molecular function (GO): molecular adaptor activity
Source: RefSeq, a predicted model, not a curated record
AUGGAAAACAGAGAUCCUAACAAUCUUAAUGAUCACGUUAAGGUGAUGUUUGAAGAUGUUUUGGCAGAACCGGAAGGAGCUCAUAGUGCCGAUUGCGUUUGGCGUAAUUCAUAUAAAUGUUUCAACUGCAGCAAAAACUGCUGUUACAUGUUCCUCACGUUCCUGUGUGGUCUACCACUAGCCUUAUGUUGGGGAUGUGAGUUUGCGAUGAUCACUUUCCAACACGUCUGGCAGAUUACACCAUGCCUUAGAGUAUUUAUGAUCAACUUGGGAUGUGCUCAGAAAUUCUUCGGUACCUGUAUUAACUGUUGUCUGGCGCCGAUCUGUGAAGCUAUGGGAUUGUGUUUCAGCAAUAUACAGGUCAAGAACAGUUCAUAA